Molecule: messenger RNA, 909 nt
Organism: Calliphora vicina (urban bluebottle blowfly)
Lineage: Eukaryota; Metazoa; Arthropoda; Insecta; Diptera; Calliphoridae
Exons: 4
Coding region: 88-819 (243 amino acids)
Source: RefSeq, a predicted model, not a curated record
AUGUAUUAAGGUUUUUAUAAUAAAACGCAAAAAAACUUGAUUAAAUUCCAAAAAAAUAAUAGUUAUUUGCUCAAUUAAACAAAUAUAAUGGAUUUAAAUGCAACGGUUGAACAGUUGGUGAAAAUAACGUCAGCCCUUAAGAAUGAAGUCAACGAACUAAAAGGAAAUGAUUUAAAUUGCAGACUAGAUGAACUGGAAGAGGAAAAGGAGGCAUUAAAAGAUGAUAUUAUUGAUUUGAGGCACUCCUUAAUGCAACAGAAUGAGAAGAUUUUAUCGUUAAUUAGAAAGCAAAAUGAUAAAUUAGUAGAGACCAUUGAAGCGGAUAAACUAGCUCCUCAAUUGGUAUUUAGUAGGAAAAUUUCGGGAUAUUCACAAUUAUUUCCCAUUAAAUCUCUAAAGGAAUUGGAUGAAUUGGAGCAAUUAAUAAAUGAUAACAAUGUUAAUGAACUAGUGGCCGUUGUCCAUCAAUUGCUAGAACCUCAUGGCAUUAUCAAGAAUAUUGUUUCCAUUCUGUCUAUCGGGUGCAUUAUGGAAUGUAAUGUUGAUGGUCAUCACAACAAGAGACGUUUAUUAAAUAGCCAGAAAUUUAUGGAUUUACUUUAUCAAGCUGCCCAUUAUGAUGGCUAUAGUCAUAAAAUGUUUUUGGAGCAAGUUCGUCGUGGUUUUAAAAUGGUAAAAAAUCGCUAUAAUAAAAAUUUAUGUCGUCACCGUCAGAUGGAGCGCCAACGUCAGGAACAAGUUCAAAUUGAAAUGCAUGAAAUAGAAGAUAUAAUAGACAUAAUGCCCGAAGAGUUUAUAAAAACAGAAACUAUUAUUUGAUUGAAUUAGUUAUUUUUUUUUUAGAAAUAAGUUCUAUUUUUAAGUAAUAAGUUAUUUUUUAAAGAAGAAAAUAAAAUUUUAGUUAUUGAA